AUGUUUGCAUUGGGGAUAUGUACAAGAGGAACACGGGCAUCUGGGCUUCUGCUGAAGCUUUGUUCCCGGCGCUUGGUGAAAUUUGCAUCGACGUCGGCUUCGCUGCAGCCGCUUUCGUCGUUGAGUGAUGCCGAACUCGGCCCGUCGAUCCUCUGGACUAGCAAGAAUUUGCCGCCCGGCUCUACGAAGACGCCUCACGAACUGAUAUCGAGAGGAGUACUCUUCGCGAAGAGUUUAUCCCUGGCUUCAUCGGUCGUUGGAGCUGCGAUGUUGCCCGUGCUGUCCUCGUAUCUAUGGGAGGCUGCUCAAGAAAGGCCGGCGACUAUGGCCCUCGCCAUCGUGGCGAACGGCUUUCUAGUGCUACUGUCGUUUACUCCAUUUUUGCUACAUUUCUUGGCCAAGCGUUUCCCGAUCGAAGUGCAUUACAACGAAAAGGAGAAGAUCGUCACCACGAUUCACUACGACUUUUUCCUGCGAAAGCGCGCACUUCGUUUCAAGCCAGAAGAUGUCGUGGAUGCGGCGAUUGCCCCGGAAAUGAAGAAAGUGUGGUUGCCACUUGCCACAGUGUUCGUGAAAGGAUUUCCUCUGCUGCUAUCUCUGGACCGACGACAGUACGCGGAUCAAUUAGCUUUCCUGGAAAUAACGAAGAAUGUAAACAUUCCCCCGGACCACGAU
Molecule: messenger RNA, 675 nt
Organism: Mesorhabditis spiculigera
Lineage: Eukaryota; Metazoa; Nematoda; Chromadorea; Rhabditida; Rhabditidae
Source: the annotation of a GenBank genome assembly